Molecule: messenger RNA, 636 nt
Organism: Hansenula ciferrii
Lineage: Eukaryota; Fungi; Ascomycota; Saccharomycetes; Phaffomycetales; Wickerhamomycetaceae
Gene: MAD2
Product: spindle checkpoint protein MAD2
Exons: 1
Coding region: 1-636 (211 amino acids)
Biological process (GO): mitotic spindle assembly checkpoint signaling
Cellular component (GO): kinetochore; nucleoplasm; cytoplasm
Source: RefSeq, a predicted model, not a curated record
AUGUCACCAGACUCAGCACCAACAAGAUCAAACGUCGCCCUUAGAGGGUCCUCUCAAAUCGUUUCAGAAUUCUUUGAAUAUAGUAUAAAUUCAAUCUUAUAUCAACGAGGAAUUUAUCCACCUGAAGAUUUCCAAAUUGUGAAGAAAUAUGGUUUAAAUAUGUUAAUUACAAAUGAUGAAGAUAUCAAAGCAUAUGUUAGGAAAAUUAUGAAUCAAUUACAUCGAUGGGUUUCACAUGAUAAAAUUUCAAAAUUAAUCGUUGCUAUAAUAUCAAAAGAUUCAGGUGAUGUUGUUGAAAGAUGGCAAUUUGAUUUAGAAAUAUCAACACCAAAAGAAUCAGAGGAUAAGGGAACUUCAACAAUCCCAUUACAGAAAACUAAAGAAGAUAUACAAAAAGAGAUCCAGGCAAUUAUAAGACAAAUUACUGCAUCUGUUACAUUUUUACCAACUUUAGAAACUGGUGAUUAUACUUUUAAUGUAUUAGUUUAUGCUGAUGCAAAUGCAAAAGUUCCAAGUGAAUGGAUUGAUUCUGAUUCAAAAGAGAUUCAGAAUGGUGAAAAGGUUAAAUUUAAAAGUUUUAGUACAAAUAGUCAUAAAGUUGAUACUUUAGUUAGUUAUAAACUUAAUAAUGAAUAA